This is a messenger RNA of Miscanthus lutarioriparius, 924 nucleotides long. NCBI's taxonomy places the organism in Eukaryota, Viridiplantae, Streptophyta, Magnoliopsida, Poales, Poaceae. The record is from the annotation of a GenBank genome assembly.
AUGCGGGCGGUGAUGCGGGCGUUGCUCGCGGACGGUGGGAUGGCGCUGGCGGUGGCGCCGGAGGCCAACGAGUCGUCGGGCGGCGCUGCGGUGUCGCUGGGGCCGUUAUGGUGGGCGUCGGAGUGCCACGGGGUGCUGUACAGCCUGGCGGUGAUGCUGCUGUCGCUGGCCUUCGUGGGGUUCCUGGCGUGGCAGGCGCGGCGGAGCUUCCGUACGCUCAGCUACGGCCGCUCUCACGUCGUCGUACUCGCGUACUACGUGCUCCUCUGGGCCGUCGCCGUACUCAACCUCCUCUGGUGCUUCCUGCAGGCAUGGCAAUGUAUGCCUGACAGGGCAUUUUCUUGGAAUGUACUGUCACUGUUUACAAAAUCAGGAAUGUUAUUCUUGGAAGUCAGUCUCAUAGCCUUUCUACUUCAAGGAAAUGAUGCCAGUGGUUUUGAAUCUUUGGCACGAACCUUUGUUAUCUCUGGAGCUGUAGUUGCUGCUGACGUAUUGCUCAAGACUAUAUAUGUUUUUGGCUUUGGUGUUCCUUUGUUCAUUGAUGCUGAUCAAGGAAAUGGUGGGAAAUGGGGCCUAUGGAUUAUUCACAAACUUGUGCUUACUGGAGUCUAUGGGUUGAUUGUUUUCAUGCAUCAUUCAAGAUGGAGAGACAGGCUGCCUGCAAAACCUGCAUACUACAACUAUGUAUGUGUGAUGUUGCUACUGAAUGGCAUAUUACUGUUUGGAUGUUUCCUUGUUGCAAGUGGAGCUGGAUUUGGUUUAUGGUUAUAUAAUCUCACAACCGUAUGCUAUCAUUCUCUUUACCUUCCCCUCCUGUAUGUGACUUUCUUAGCGGACUUCUUCCAGGAGGAAGACAUGCUCCUAGAGAACGUCUACUAUUCUGAAAUGAAGGAUGCUGGAUUCUUUGAUGCUGACUGGGAUUAA